Messenger RNA from Oncorhynchus nerka (sockeye salmon), 2743 nucleotides. RefSeq names its product fructose-1,6-bisphosphatase 1-like. The coding region runs from base 87 to 1100 and encodes 337 amino acids. Gene Ontology annotation, biological process: fructose metabolic process; fructose 6-phosphate metabolic process; gluconeogenesis. Gene Ontology annotation, cellular component: cytosol; cytoplasm. NCBI's taxonomy places the organism in Eukaryota, Metazoa, Chordata, Actinopteri, Salmoniformes, Salmonidae. The record is from RefSeq and is a predicted model, not a curated record. Gene Ontology annotation, molecular function: fructose 1,6-bisphosphate 1-phosphatase activity. The transcript is spliced from 7 exons.
GUUAUAUUUGAACUUUAGGGUGAUACGUUGAGGAACUCACCUGUCCUCGUCCCCUCUCAAGAACCUGUACAGCCUUCUAAAUCGCCAUGUCUGACCGGGGCUCAUUCGACACUAAUGUCGUUACCCUCACGAGAUUCGUGCUGGAGGAGGGAAGGAAGGCGAAGGGAACGGGAGAACUGACAACCCUCCUCAACUCCAUCUGCACAGCUGUCAAAGCCAUCUCCACUGCCGUCAGGAAAGCUGGGAUUGCCAACCUCUAUGGCAUUGCUGGGAGCACCAACGUGACAGGUGACCAGGUAAAGAAGCUAGAUGUUCUGUCCAACGACCUGGUCAUCAACAUGAUUAAGUCCUCCUUCACCUCCUGUGUCCUGGUGUCAGAGGAGGACGAGAGGGCCCUCAUCGUGGAACCAGAAAAACAGGGAAAAUAUAUUGUGUGCUUCGACCCACUUGAUGGCUCGUCAAACAUUGACUGUCUUGUAUCAAUUGGAACAAUUUUUGCCAUCUACAGAAAGACGACAGACGAUGAGCCCAAUGAGAAGGACGCACUGCAGUCUGGACGUCACAUUGUUGCCGCCGGUUACGCCCUCUACGGCAGUGCCACCAUGAUGGUACUCUCUACAGGACAAGGGGUCAACUGCUUCAUGCUGGACCCUUCCAUCGGGGAGUUCAUCCUAACAGACAAGGAUGUGAAGAUCAAGAAGAGAGGAAAGAUCUACAGUCUAAACGAAGGCUAUGCUCAGCACUUCUACCCAGACGUCACAGAGUACCUGAAGAAAAAGAAAUACCCAGAGGAUGGCAGUGCCCCCUAUGGUGGGCGUUAUGUUGGCUCCAUGGUGGCUGAUGUGCACAGGACUCUGGUGUACGGAGGCAUCUUCUUAUACCCUGCCAAUGUCAAGAGCCCCAAGGGCAAGCUGAGGCUGCUGUACGAGUGCAACCCCAUGUCGUUUAUCAUCGAGCAGGCUGGAGGCAUGGCCACCACGGGAGAGAUGAACGUGCUGGACAUCCAGCCAGAGAACAUCCACCAGCGAGUUCCUGUGGUCCUGGGCUCCCCUGAAGACGUCCAGGAGUACAUCGCCAUCUACAAGAAGACACGCAUGUGAGGCUGCGCUGGAGCCUUCUCUGGAUCCAUCAUGACCUGCUUGUCCACGAGGAUCGACCUUUGACCCUGACCAUAAGCUAGUAAUCUUUGCAUCAUAUGGAUGGAGCUGUGGAUAUACAGUACAAGUCAAACGUUUGGACACCUACUCAUUCAAGUGUUUAUCUAGAUUUUUUUCUUCUAUUUUCUACAUUGAAUAAUAGUGAAGAUGUCAAAACUAUGAAAUAACAAAUAUGGAAUCAUGUAGUAACCAAAAAAGAGUGAAACCAAUCAAAAUAUUUUUUUUAAUUCUUCAAAGUAGCCACCCUUUGCCUUGAUGACAGCUUUGCACACUCUUGGCAUUCUCUCAACCAGCUUCACCUGGAAUGCUUUACCAACAAUCUUGAAGGAGUUCCCACAUAUGCUGGCCACUUGUUGGCCGCUUUUCCUUCAUUCUGCAGUCCAACUCAUCCCAAACCAUCUCAAUUGGGUUGAGGUUGGGUGAUUGUGGAGGCCAGAUCAUCUGAUGCAGCACUCCAUCACUCUCCUUGGUCAAAUAGCCCUUACACAGCCUGGAGGUGUGUUUUGGGUCAUUGUCCUGUUGAAAGCAAAUGAUAGUCCCACUAAGCACAAACCAGAUGGGAUGGUGUAUCACUCUCGAAUGCUGUGGUAGCCAAGUUGUUUAAGUGUACCUCUAAAUAAAUCACUGACAGUGUCACCACUAAAACACCAUCACACCUCCUCCCCCAUGCUUCACGGUGGAAACUACACACGCAGAGAUAAUUCAUUCAACUACUCUGCGUCUCACAAAGACAAGGCGGUUGAAACCAAAAAUCAGGACUCAUCAGAACAAAGGACAGAUUCCCACCUGUCUAAUGUCCAUUGCUUGUUUUUUUUUUUUUUGGUCCAAGCAAAUCUCAAAUCUCUUCUUCUUAUUGGUGUCCUUUAGUAGUGGUUUCUUUGCAGCAAUUAGACCAUGAAGGCCUGAUUCACACUGUCCUCUGAACCGUUGAUGUUGAGAUGUGUCUGUUCCUUGAACUCUGUGAAGCAUUUAUUUGGGCUGCAGUCUGAGGUGCAGUUAACUCUAAGGAACUUAUACUCUGCAGCAGAGGUAACUCUGGGUCUUCCUUUCCUGUGGCGGUCCUCAUGAGAGCCAGUUUCAUCAUAGUGCUUGAUGACUUUUUGCGACUGCACUUGAAGAAACUUUAAAAGUUCUUGAAAUUUUCCUGAUUGACUGACCUUCAUGUCUUAAAGUAAUGAUGGGCUGUUUCUCUUUGCUUAUUUGAGAUGUUCUUGACAUAAUAUGGACUUGGUCUUUUAUCAAAUAGGGCUACCUUCUGUAUACCUUGUCGCAACACAACCGAUUGGCUCAAAUGCAUUAAGAAGGAAAUAAAUUCCAAAAAUUAACUUUUUACAAGGCAGACCUGUUAAUUGAAAUGCAUUCCAGGUGACUCUCAUGUUGCUGGUUGAGAGAAUGCCAAGAGUUUGCAAAGUUGUCAUCAAGGCAAAGGGUGGCUACUUUGAAGAACCUGAAAUAUAAAAUAUAUUUUGAUUAGUUGAGUACUUUCUUGUUUGUUAUUUCAUAGUUUUGAUGACUUCACUAUUCUACAAUGUAGAAAAUAGUAAAAAUAAAGUUAAACCCUAGAAUGAGUAGGGUGUGUCAACCUU